This is a messenger RNA of Xenia sp. Carnegie-2017, 1368 nucleotides long. RefSeq lists its product as uncharacterized. Lineage: Eukaryota; Metazoa; Cnidaria; Anthozoa; Malacalcyonacea; Xeniidae. The transcript is spliced from 9 exons. The coding region runs from base 83 to 1225 and encodes 380 amino acids. The record is from RefSeq and is a predicted model, not a curated record.
UGAAUUCUCUUGAACGACAGUGGUUGUUCAGUGUGGUUGUUAUGCUUUAUCAAUAAAGUGAGUUUGAUGUCAGAUUGUUAUCAUGAGAAUCAAUAUUUUUAAGGAAAAAAGACUAAUGUAUUUAUUUUUCCAAAUUUUUCAUUUUUUGUUCGCAUUUGGAUUUCUGAUUUUUGGUUUGAUCGAGUUUGUGAGCAAUCCGCCGUAUUUUGAUGGCUAUGGUGAUGCCAAAGACUCUCAAAAACAACUACCUAAAGACCUGUUUCAGAAUGAUCCUAGAGUCACCAAUGAGUCUCAUGUUCUUCGUCUUAUGGAUUUGCCAAUAUUCCUUAUGAUCAUGGCAUAUUUUACUGUUUGUUCUUGGCUGAAAUAUAAAGGACUAUCUUGGUUGCUCACUGCUAGCAUGAGUGUAAAUCUUGUUUGUUUUUUUAUUGUCAACUUCUGGUUUCAGGAAUUUUUCUCUUGGAAGUAUUACAGUUCUCGUAACUUAGGACUUGAACUGCAAGUUCUGUCAUUUACUCUGACAGCAUCAUCAAUAUUUAUGGUUAUAUUUUACACAAGACGAAAAAUGCCAUUUAAACUAAAAUCUUCGUUAACCAUUCAAGCAUUUGGUGUCGUUCAUUUGGCAUGGAAUUUUGGCGUUAUUUUUAUAGUAUGUUUCACAUGCCUUCUUCUCUGGUUUUCAAAGUUAUACAUAUCAUGGGCGUGUUUUAGAACACAAUCUGAAGUCAUGAAACUUUGUGAAAAAACAAAUAUGGUGCAAUGUUAUUUUUGCAAAGAAUGUAAUUUUAACGCGUUUUCUCAUUGCGCUGCCGAAGAAAAUUACAGAUCGUUUCAUUGUGAAUCGCCACGAAAUUCGACGAGACAGCAAGCUUUUUGUAUCUUCAACUACAAUGUUGGAACUUACACAUUUUUAACUGUUUUCGCCUAUGUUGGAGGUCUCUGUAUAUUUCUUGCAACAUUCUCACAAAUUCUUAUUCAUUACAUCAUCCGGUUUUUCAAUAAUUCCUUUACAAUUAUUCGUAAAUUAUUUUCAAAUCGUCAUAAACGUGAGUUGUUCAUUCAGUCAGAAGACACUGAAUCGUUGACAGGAGUUGAAACUGAAAUGCAUCACCCUAGUAUUGAUCUAAUGGAUAAUAUUCAAUCUGGAUAUGAUGUUCCUUGUCAGACUGAGAGAAAUGAUGAAAAUGACUUGGGCAAUAUUUUGUUAAAUGCAUCCAUUGGUUAAAGAGGUUAUAGAAAUUAACAAUAAUCAUGAAAUUGAAUUGUUUAAAAAAACAUUGUAUAUUAUGUGAAAAAUUAUUGUAUUAUUGUAAACUAUGAUGUGUAAUAUACUAUAAAUUGAAAUAAAACUACUGUUGGAAGAUCAUA